Molecule: messenger RNA, 3585 nt
Organism: Phalacrocorax carbo (great cormorant)
Lineage: Eukaryota; Metazoa; Chordata; Aves; Suliformes; Phalacrocoracidae
Source: RefSeq, a predicted model, not a curated record
CCCUCCCCACUGCCAGCUUCCAGCCCGGCACGGCUGCUGCCUGCGCUCCCCACGCUCCACCGUCCCUCUGCACGGCGGAAAAAUUAAUGGGCAAAGUCCUCGUUAGGAGACCAGCCGGGCACAGGGACUCAGGCUCGACAGAUGGGUCACUCAGGGCUUUCUGAGGUGGGACCGGCCCCUGCUCCACCAAAACCACCGCCCUGGAAAGGCCACGAGGUCCCCCACGGGCACCGGGCAAGCGUACACCUGCGACACGGCACGUGUGACGGGCAGGACACCGGCCCGACGGGCUCCGCUGCCGCCAAAGCAGGGCGGCGUGACCGUCCUGCGGCCGGCGGCAUCCAGGCAGGGCUGCGGAGGCACGGCUCGGUGACUCGGCGCUGGAGCAGACCGGGAGCGCUCACAUCUCGCGGCCGAGGAGCCGGCAGCCCCCACCGUCCCUCCGAAGCCGUGGCUGAUGUCCAAAAGCUCCGCGUUAUAACAGCGCCGGUGGGAUUGUAAUUGCAGAGGGAUUGUAAAAAUUGGCAGCCCCCUCGCCAUGCCCUGAACCCUCCCGGAGACCCCUCAUGCUCCCGGCCAAAGAGCCGUGCCUCGUCCGAGGCCAAACACCGGCUGCAGGCGUUAUUAUUGAGCACAUCGCAUCAGGAGUGCCGGGGCUGAGUCGGGACCCCACGCAGCUGGACCUUAAGGCUAUGAACUGGCAAACAGCCGCUGGAAAGGUGCGGGUCGGAAGCGCCAAGCAAGAGACGGGAGCCUUGAGACUCUCAGUGUCGCUGUGAAAGGGAUGCCACUAAAAUAUUCAACAGCGAGGAGUAGCAGGAAGCCCCGAGGGAGCAUUUAGGGAUCUCGCAAUGGUUUUUUGUUUCAUCGUUUGUUCAGUUCUGACCAUAUAACUGUUCAGGAUAGGUGACAGCACUCCAACUUCACCCCCGCGCAGGUUAGAGAGGCGUGGGUGGAGGGAGCUCCAGAGGGAGAGAGGAAUAACGAAGAAAGAGGGGGCAAAGGUGGAAGAUGGGACAGUUUCCCUUGUGUUUUAGGUGACUCUGACACCUGGUUACCAUGAAGUCCCGAAGGAGAUAGAGGGACAGUAGUGGGAAUUUCUCCUCACUCCUCCAAAAAAAAUCCAACAAUUGCCUAAUGGGAUUACCUCUUAUGCUGGCGUCAUGGGGAGCUGCUGCAGUUGUCUGUGCAGAGACAGCAUCCCAGACAACCAUCCCACCAAAUUUAAGGUAACGAAUGUGGACGAUGAAGGUAACGAGCUGGGAUCUGGGAUUAUGGAGCUGACACAGACGGAGCUCAUCUUGCACACUCACAAGCGAGAUGCUGUCAGGUGGCCCUACCUCUGCUUGCGCCGCUAUGGCUACGACUCCAACCUCUUCUCCUUUGAGAGCGGUCGUCGCUGCCAGACGGGGCAGGGGAUUUUUGCCUUCAAGUGUUCCAGAGCAGAGGAGAUCUUUAAUCUGCUUCAGGACCUGAUGCAGUGUAACAGUAUCAAUGUAGUGGAAGAGCCUGUGGUCAUCACCAGGAACAGUCACCCCACGGAGCGGGAGCUCUCCCGGACACCCCAGGCACCCAACAGUCUGGGGUACACUGUCCCAGGAUUUCCCAAUGGAUUCCACAGCUUCCCUGGAGACACCCUAUCAUACUCCGCAGCCCGCCACCCCUCCGUGAGCAGCCUGAGGCAUUCCUCUGUGGGCGAAGACUCUACUCAUGCCCUUAUUGGGCCUGAUGAGCAGUCCCACACCUACGUCAACACGGCCAAUGGUGAUCAGGAGCUGAGGGGCCGACAUUGUAUGCACUCCUUGCCUGAAGUCCACCCUCCUUUCCCCCAUAGGAACCACAGCUGCUCCCUCGAAGACCGCAAUCCCCAGGUCUUUCUGCAGCCAGGGGAGGUUAAGUUCGUGUUAGGUCCCACAUCCAACUACAGACGCGUCUGUCGGCACCACCGGGAGUGCAGGACGCACUUCUGCCCUCCCAACAACAACAACAACGAGUGCGAGGAGGAGUGUCCUUCACCCCAGUGCGUCUACGAGAAUGUCAACGGCUUGCUGCCCCCCAGCACCUCCUCUCUCUGUCGAGGCGGGCGCUUGAAACUCACCCGGGAGGACGUGGGAUUACCCGGCUGCUCCCAUCGCAGAACGGCGUUGCUGCACUAUGAGAACUUGCCGUCGCUGCCCCCGGUGUGGGAGUGCCAGCCGCUCCGGCGGGGCGAGGAGGAUGGGGGCGCCGGGGACGUACCGACGCCUUCCCCCAACAGCUACUCUGAGGCCGGCGAAGAAGAUCCCCUGCAGAACUACAUGAACUCGGAGAACACCGCCCUGCAUGGGGGCAGCAGCCAGCGGCGCAGCGGCUUCCUGCCAAAGCCUCGUCGCGGCUGCGUGCCCAGCGUCUUCAGCUUCGACUUCCCCCGGCCCUGUCCAGAGCAGCCGCGGCAACUCAACUACAUCCAGGUGGAGCUGGAGGCUGAUGUGCCGCGCAAGGGUCAUCAGAACCCACCGGUCCCCCGUGUCCCACCUCCUGCCACCCACGAAGCCCGCCGGACGGACUCCUACGCGGUCAUUGACCUAAAAAAGACAGCGGCCAUGUCCAGUUUGCAGAGGGCCCUGCCGAGAGAUGAUGGGACUUCGCGGAAAACUCGACAUAACAGCACUGACCUGCCUCUGUAAGGGGGAACGCCAAGUGCAAAGCACUGUGUCGUGGCUUCGGUACCUGCCCUUCAGUGUGACUUCCAUUCGCCAUUGCCUUCUGCUUCUCUGUUUGCCCCAUUACCUGGUGUUAUGGGAUGGCCCCUACAGCUGAUGUUAAGGCUAGUCUGUCUGUCCGUCUUCCCCUCUCCGUCUCUCCCGUGUAGUUUGUUUUUUAAAGCCUUGUGGGGUAUUUGAUGACGCUGUUUGAGGGUUAAAUUCCUGGCGAGAGGGGCAGAAGGUGCCAGCAAUAGUACCGGCACUGUGUAGAUGCAGCCUUGAAUUGGGUUAGCUCUCCUGCUUGCCUGGCAGCUCCGUGAGCAGUGCCAACAGCCUGGCUGCAGAGGCAGGGCAGUAGCAUGGUGGAGGUGUGUUUCCAAAAGUGAGUUGCUUUAGGAGCUCCACUGCAAAUCAAACCCAUUUCCCGUGGAUUUCAUGCCUUGCGACUCCAGGCGAGCUCUGCAGCCAGGCCGCUCCAAAGUCGGGUUUUGCCUCGGGGUUCUGCUGAUCCCUGAUGACUUGGGAAUUCAUGCUGUGGUCUUUUCCCCCUCAACUGGCUCCUUUCUCUUAUUUUCCUGAAGCUUGUAGAAGCUUUUUAUACUCCUGUCCCUUUCUCAGAUUUAAUUUAAAUUGGGCAACUCUAGAAAUUAAUAGAGAAGGACAGACAGCCAUGGGCGCAGACACUGUGAUCACAUAAACCUGGUUCCUGAAGAGACCCUGCUUUAAAAGAGGAGGGGAAGACCGCAACUGUGAGAGAGUUUUGAGGUUUGUUAUAGAAAACUUCAAUUGUACUGUACCCUGUUUUGAUUUUUAAGGGUUCUUUCUGAUGGCUGUUCAGAAGUGGUGUUGAUUUAUUUAUUUGUUUACUUAUUUAUUUAUUAAAUGUUCUUUUGCAUCCCAA